AUGGAAAACUCAAACAAUUCAUUUGAGGUUGAUUCCAAUGAAGUUCAUUCCACUGAUGGUGAUGAUGUCGACGAUGCUGAUAAUGCCGAUGAAGAUGAUUUGGCAGAAUUAGAUGCAGUUGAAGGCGAUGAUGAUGUCGACGAUGCUGAUAAUGGUGAUGAAGAUUAUUCGGCAGAAUUAGAUGCAGUUGUAGGCAAUGAUGAUGAUGUCGACGAUGCUGAUAAUGGCGAUGAAGAUGAUUCAGCAGAAUUAGAUGCAGUUGUAGGCGAUAAAAGGUAUGGUAAAUGCAAAGGUUUUUCCAUAAGGAAAAGUGAUAUUAGGAGUAAAUGGUCUGAAGACAGUAAAAUAAUAGUAAUGAGGCAAUUUGUAUGCAACAAGCAUGGCUUAAGAGAGGAUAAACACUUUUCUAGGUUAGAUAGGAAAAGAGAUGAGAGACGUAUUACCCGUACUAAAUGCUUAGCUAGGAUUUGUUUGCACUACAACGCCAAAAAGGGUAGAUAUGUAGUGUCAUUUUUUGAAGAGACUCAUAACCAUGAAUUAACCCCAUAUAGGUUUAUGCACUUACACCCCGUUUAUCGUCAAAUUUAUGAAGUGGAUAGAGCUCAGAUUGAUGGUCUUCAGUCACAUGGAAUUAGAACUUGUCAUAUAGUGGGGUACAUGGUUGCUCUGAAGGGUGGAUACGCUAGUGUUGGAUUUACAAAGAAAGAUCUGUACAAUUAUUUUGAUAAAAAAAUGCGUGACCUUAUUAAAGAUGGUGACAUUGCCGCUUCUUUAAAUUAUCUAAAUGUAAAGUCAUCUACUGAUCCCAUGCUAUAUGCAAAAUAUGCCUUCAGCGGUGAUGGACGACUGAGGUCUCUUUUUUUGGCUGAUGGGAGAAAUAGAUAUGACUAUUUUUGUUUUGGCGAUGUGGUUGCGUUUGACACAACUUACAAGAAGAACAAAUACAACUACCCAUUGGUUAUAUUUUCAGGGUGUAACCAGCACUCUCAGACAGUUAAUUUUGGUGCUGAGUUGGUAUCAGAUGAAACAUCAGAUACCUAUAAGUGGUUGUUGAGUUGUUUUUUAGAGUGCAUGGAUGACAAAUACCCACAAGCAGUGGUAACGGAUGGGGAUGGUGCUAUGAAGGAGGCUAUAAAACCGAUUUUCCCGAUGCAACCCAUCGGUUAUGUGCUAGAGCUAAUUAAAGAAAAUGGACUUGAAGGAAAUCCAUGGGUAACCAAGACGUAUGAGAACAAGUCACUGUGGGCAACUGCAUAUUUACGUGACAACUUUUUUGGACGUAUAAGAACUACAUCUCAAUGUGAAGCGAUUAAUGCAAUAAUCAAGAGUUACGUUAGGAAGAAAGGCUAUAUUUUUGAAUUUAUGCACAAUUUUGAUGAGGCUCUUAGACACUACAGAAACAAUGAACUGGUAGCUGAUUUUAAAUCCAAGUUUUUAGAAACGGCGUUGACAACUCACCUGCGUUUGAUUGAGAGCGAUGCCGCUAAAAUUUAUACAACCGAUAUUUUCAAAGAAGUUAAAGAUGAAAUUAUGAAGGCUGGUGCGUUGAUUGUUAAGAGCUUUGUAAGACAUGGUGAUGUGAAGAUGUACGUGUUGACAAAAUAUUGUACGGAAAACUAUGAAAGAAGAGUUGUUUAUGAUGGUACAAAAUUUCAAUGUUCUUGUAAGUUAUUUGAUUCUCGUGGGCUUCCAUGUUCUCAUAUUUUUUAUGUCAUGAAGGAAGAACAUGUUUCAAACAUUCCUUGUAGUAUGGUUCUAUCGCGCUGGGCAAAGGAUGCAAAAAUUGAAUAUUUGAACAUGGUUGAUAAUGGUACAGUAAAUUCAAAUUCGAUGGAGGUUGCCCGUUUUGGUUCAUACUGUUCUCUUUUUACCUCUUUUUGCAAAGAAGCUUCAAAGAAGAAUGGUGUUUAUGGGGAAAUAAUGGAGGACAUCAUGAAGUUACACAAAAAAUAUUGCAGUGCCGACGAUCAAAUUGGGACACAAAGGGAGGCGGUAGGUGAUCCAAUAACAGUGAAGAGUAAAGGUGCUCCGAAGAAAAAAAAGAAUGACACAAAAGCUGUGAGGCACUGUUCAAAAUGCAAUAGUACAACUCAUAAUGCACGGAAUUUUUCGAGAAAUGUUGAGUUGGAAUUGGUGUCAAAAACUGAUUCUUUAAGCCAAAUUCCUAAGGCACAAGCAGACAAAGCUGCCAGAUAA
Molecule: messenger RNA, 2196 nt
Organism: Vicia villosa (hairy vetch)
Lineage: Eukaryota; Viridiplantae; Streptophyta; Magnoliopsida; Fabales; Fabaceae
Product: protein FAR1-RELATED SEQUENCE 5-like
Exons: 6
Coding region: 1-2196 (731 amino acids)
Molecular function (GO): zinc ion binding
Source: RefSeq, a predicted model, not a curated record